AUGGUUCGAGAAUCUGCAGUGUUUAGACAUGCUCCAUUUAUGCUGAAUUUGGAUUGUGAUGCAUUAGAGAAUCAAUGUGCUUUCUGGUGGAUCCAUCCACAGCUUGGGAAAAAGCUUUGUUAUGUUCAAUUUCCUCAGAAUUUCGGUGGAAUUGAUCAAUACGCCAACGGAAACAACAUCUUCCUCAAUAUAUAUAUAUAUAUAUAUACAACGAACCUCAUUAGAGACUUAUCAGAGAAACGCAAGAAGAUGACGUGCGAUUGCUGGCUGUUGUCGCUUUCCUGCUGCUGUGACAAAUCUUUUAGGAUAAAUUUAAGUGAUUAG
Molecule: messenger RNA, 324 nt
Organism: Microthlaspi erraticum
Lineage: Eukaryota; Viridiplantae; Streptophyta; Magnoliopsida; Brassicales; Brassicaceae
Source: the annotation of a GenBank genome assembly